AUGGCCCCCAUUACCAGAGUCGCCCUCAUCGCCAUCUCCGACCCCGCGAAACAAGAGGCCGCCGUCAAGCACUUUAGCAGCUUCGCCACGGAAUGCAAGAAGGCGAGCAACAUGAUAUUUGCCUCUCCCCCCAAUGACGGUGCCCCUUAUUUGAUCACUUCCAAAGCAUCCAAGUGUACGGUCGUCGCCGACAAGCCUGGCUCGUCUCCUUGGACUGUAGUGGCGACACUUACUUUUGCCAACGAAGCCGAUAUGGAGUACUUCCACAAUGAGGACCCGGUGUAUAAGGAGAUCGUUACGCACAUGACUGAGGGUUUUGAUGGUGGAAUAAUUGCUGUCUCGGCUGAAUUUUGA
This is a messenger RNA of Pseudomassariella vexata, 354 nucleotides long. RefSeq lists its product as uncharacterized. The coding region runs from base 1 to 354 and encodes 117 amino acids. Lineage: Eukaryota; Fungi; Ascomycota; Sordariomycetes; Amphisphaeriales; Pseudomassariaceae. The record is from RefSeq and is a predicted model, not a curated record. The transcript has 3 exons.